CAGCCCUAUAAUAACGUGGUUAUAAGCAGCACUACACACACACACACACACCUCUGCAGCUAGGACAGCAUCAGCAGGAAACAUGCUACUCGUAAUCCUUUUCGUUGGUGCGGUUCUUUUUACAGAGGAGUCAGUAGCUCAGACCACAUCGGACACAAAUGGAACAGCUACCACUGAUGUUUAUACUGGAAACGGAUCAUUCACAAGCGCUACCACAUUGUCUAGUACAACUGGGAGCACAUCAACCGAUACCACAACUGGAAGUGGAUCAAUCACAAACACUACCACAUUGCCUAGUACAACUGAGAACACAUCAACUGAUACUACAACUGGAAGCGGAUCAAUCACAAGCGCUACCACAUUGCCUAGUACAACUGGGAGCACAUCAACCGCUACCACAACUUCAAGCGGACCAAUUACAAGCGCUACCACAUUGUCUAGUACAACUGGGAGCACAUCAACUGAUACUACAACUGGAAGCGGAUCAAUCACAAGCGCUACCACAUUGUCUAGUACAACUGGGAGCACAUCAACCACUACCACAACUGGAAGCGGAUCAACCACAAGCGCUACCACAUUGUCUAGUACAACUGGGAGCACAUCAACUGAUACUACAACUGGAAGCGGAUCAACCACAAGCGCUACCACAUUGUCUAGUACAACUGGGAGCACAUCAACUGAUACUACAACUGGAAGCGGAUCAACCACAAGCGCUACCACAUUGUCUAGUACAACUGGGAGCACAUCAACCGCUACCACAACUCAGACCACAUCGAACACAAAUGGAACAGCUAACACUGGUGUUUAUAUGUAUCCUGUCCGUCUCGGGCUGCGAGCUUUCAUAAGAACUUCUGUGCCACUGGAUAAAGAUAAAGCCAAUGCCAUUUUGCAGCAGUAUUUAGGAUACAUAGCAUACUACAACGUAAGUGGCAAAGUAACAAGCAUUAAGCAGUUAUGAAGUACUGUAUGAAGAAGGUUUGGGAUUUUUCAAGGACUUCAACAUUUUUUUUUUUUUUUUGCAAAUCAUUGCCUUUGCAGUUCUUUUGAAAUUAUAAUUUAAAGUUAUAGUGAAACCUUGUGUAAGGAUAUAAUCAAAGCAACUAUGUAAAUUGAAUGAAUGAAUAAAUUAAUGAAUAAAUGACUACAUUGUU
Tachysurus fulvidraco (yellow catfish) is the source of this 1151-nucleotide messenger RNA. RefSeq lists its product as uncharacterized. The transcript is spliced from 21 exons. Lineage: Eukaryota; Metazoa; Chordata; Actinopteri; Siluriformes; Bagridae. The record is from RefSeq and is a predicted model, not a curated record. The coding region runs from base 83 to 958 and encodes 291 amino acids.